AGAAGAAGGAGAGGUGACGCUCAGAACAGCGACCUCAGGCGCACGGAGACGCGCAGAGAAGCCGCAGUCACAUCCAGUAUGGCGCUAUCAAAUGUCCUCGAAACUCCUGCAGCGGGGUUUAAUUUCGACAACGCAGCGAGGAAUGCUGCAUUAGAGGGUCUUUUUGAUGGAGGACAGACACCUAAACCUCUGAAAACAGGCACCACGAUAGCAGGAGUGGUGUUCAAGGAUGGGGUGGUGCUGGGCGCAGACACAAGAGCUACUUCCAGUGAAGUGGUGGCCGACAAGAUGUGUGCAAAGAUCCAUUACAUUGCUCCCAAUAUAUAUUGUUGUGGAGCAGGUACAGCAGCAGAUACAGAGAAGACCACAGACCUUCUCUCCUCCAACCUCACCAUCUUCUCUCUGAACAGCGGGAGGAACCCUCGUGUCGUCAUGGCUGUCAACAUACUACAGGAUAUGCUGUACAGGUAUCACGGCCAAAUUGGUGCCAAUCUUAUACUGGGAGGAGUAGAUUGCACCGGGAACCACCUAUACACAGUGGGGCCAUAUGGGAGCGUGAAUAAGGUGCCUUAUCUUUCAAUGGGAUCUGGUGAUCUGGCUGCUCUUGGGAUUCUAGAGGACGGGUUCAAACACGACCUGGAGCUGGAGAAGGCGAAGGAGCUGGUGUGUGCCGCCAUCCACGCAGGCAUCAUGAGUGACCUCGGCUCAGGCAACAACAUCGAUAUCUGUGUCAUCACCAGAGAAGGAGUGGACUACAUCAGACCCUACCAGGAGUCAGAGUACAAAGACAACAGGAAAAUGAAAUACAAAUAUCGUCCAGGCACGACGGCGGUUCUGACAGAGAAAGUAGUCCCCUUAAAGCUGGAGGUUGUACAGGAGACCGUGCAGCAGAUGGAUACAGCCUGAGCCACGAUGCACAAUCACACACAGACGAAAACAUUUAGCAGUCUUUAAUUACAUAACACUGUUAAACAUCUCAGACAUUUUAUUAACACUGUCAUCAUGGUUUCUGUUCUGCUGCUGUGCUUCACUGUGAUGUGAAGAAGAGUAGGCCACAAUGAGAACAAUAUUCACAAUAUGCAAUGAUAAUAAAAAAAUAUUGAAUAAA
Messenger RNA from Dicentrarchus labrax (European seabass), 1108 nucleotides. It is a transcript of the gene psmb13a, whose product is annotated as proteasome 20S subunit beta 13a. Bases 79 to 906 code for a protein of 275 amino acids. Lineage: Eukaryota; Metazoa; Chordata; Actinopteri; Moronidae. Gene Ontology annotation, molecular function: threonine-type endopeptidase activity. The transcript has 8 exons. Gene Ontology annotation, cellular component: proteasome core complex. The record is from RefSeq and is a predicted model, not a curated record.